GAGAUCCUUUCCUUGUGGACUUUUCCCUGUGAGCCCAGACAUUCAGAGAUGGGAAGUAACAGUGGAACAAGCCUAUUAAGUGAAAGGUGAAAAGCAUCCUUGCUGCCAGAGCAGGGGAAGCCAUGAAGGGAUGUUGCCUUCCUCUCAUCUUCACCAAGUUCUCUGAGGAUGGACGCAGUGAGAUUGCAGUGCCUGCCAGAGCCUCUAACUGUGUACAUAGAUUUAAGAGAUGCUGAACCACAGAAGUUGGUAACGUUCCCUGAUGAGAAACAGAGUGCAGGUGACAGCUCCACUGAUGAAGAUGAGACUGUGACUGUUAUGGACCAAGAAGAGAGGAAAAUGAAGAAUUGGUCAGGGAAGUGUCAGCUACUGCAACAACUCCGUAGAGCCCGUAAAGAGGCCUCAGAGGUUCUUCACAAAGCAUCUGCCCCAGCUGGAAGACUCAAGGGCACAAAACAGGAUCCAGAAAGUCUGGAAGAGAUGGAUGCCUUUAAAGUCAGUCAAAAUCAAAAUUUUAAAGUGAGAGAAGGGAUGAAUGAGGUCAUUACCAGGAAACUGGUGAGGCUGGAGCCAGAGAAAAGAAAUUCUUCCUCGUCAAGCCAGAGAGACAAUGGAACUGAUAUAGGAACAAAAAAUAUAAUGAAAGCUGAGAAGGUUCAACAUUCAGGAAGCGCUUCAGAAUCUUCUCUACCUACAAAAGAAUUUCCAAGGACAGAAGAAAGUAACAGAGAGCUAUCCCAAAAGGAAGAACAGAUGAAAGAGAAGCACGUGAGAUGCAGAUUCCAGGAGCAGCUGGAGAGAUGGCAGCCUCAGUCUGUUUCUGGAAAGCAGCCCAUGGCAGAGAAAGCACCUGUUCUGUUCCACAUGGAAAUCUCUUAUCUGCCAGUUGUUGACAGGUUGCCUGGACCAGACAGUGUGAGAGAUGAAGAGCUGCUGCUGACAGUUUGGCUGUGGAGUUGUGGCCAGGUACCCGCAGAUGAGAGCAGUGGGUGCAUGCAUAGCACUGCACUGAGAGCAGCUGCCUUCUACCAUGCCCUCAUGACAUGGCUUCUGUCCCUGGUACCUCCAGUGAAAAUGAAAGGUGGACCCAAGGCUCCAUUUCAGGCAGUAUGUCUGCAGCAGACCUGGCAAGAGGACGGAUUGGCCCUGUCUGCUUGUGUAAUGCCAACAGAUGAAUCUCCAACCCAGGACUUGAUGCUGAUUAAAGAAAGGUUAAAGAAGAUUAAAACUAAAGAAGAUCUCCAAGAAAUGUCCAUUUCUUACCAGAGGAUUUCUGAAUUUCUAUCCCUUAUAUGGCUUCCAGAUGUUACCUGGUGGAGAGCAGGACUGUGCAGUUGCUUCCAAAGCCACCUAUAUCCACUUCUUCCUGAAAUUCCCUCUGCCCUGCUCAGUUACAUCCCUACUGUUAAUCCUGAUCCUCAGGUUGCCAUGGUGUUGCCGUUUGAAGCUCCCUCCCAAAGAUCCCUAGCUGCCCAUCACGUGUUGCAGCUGGUGCUCAGCUCUGGGCUGGAUACCUGUGGACUCCACCUGCUCUGCUCUCAGCGUGAUGUGCUGCUCUCUAGCUCAGGAAAACUGCCUUCUUCCUAUGCUUCAGAGACUGACAAGGUGCUGGCAUUAGGGGUGAGAGGGCCUAAAGGAGUUAGCACCAUGCAGAAUAUCACUGGGCCAUCUGACCCGCAGCUGGCUGGUGUGACAGACUGCAGUUCCAUCAGUGCCAUCUACUGCACGAGCCACACAGAGCCUCUUGACUACCUGCCCCAGCAGGACAGCUGUGUGCACAGGGAGCUGUGCCUCUGGUUUGGAGGGAGGGCUGCUGAUGCAGCACUGCAUGGUGGUGUCCUGGAUCCGACUCCCAGAUACAACAGAACAAGCAGAACAGAGGUGCAUACAUCAGGGAAAAGGAGUGAAAAGAGAGAAGAAGAGAAAGGCUUCUGUUCAGCUCUGAAGUCAGCACUCAGCAGCCCUUUCACAUUGUCCACAGCUGCAGGAAAGCAGAGGGAAGCUGGAUCUCAGAGUCCUUCAUCAACUAGAGAAGAAGCAGGUGAGGAAAAGGUUCAUCUCCAGGGCGUGGUGCAGUCUCAGCCUCCAGCAAUGCUUGUCUCACCUACCAACGGUCUGCAGCAGCUUCUCCUUGAGAUGGAAAGAUGCACCCAUGCAGAGCAUGCAGAACAAAUACGCUGCUCCACCCAUCAGAUGUAUACACUUCAUCCCAGGGACGUCAUUUUGACAGUGUCACCUCUGGUACCUCCUCAUGCGUAUGGUAACGUGAUUGCAGUCUGUUCUCGUCGGGGGUUUGCUCUGCAAGGAAUCAGACAGCUGCAGCUUUCACACAAGCAAGCCAUUGUGCUGAGCAUGACAACAAGUCAGAUUGCUCUAUUUUGCCCUGGCAAGAUUUCUAGUUUUCCUGAGAACAGUUCUGCACGAGGAGAGCUUUCUGCUGAGCCACACGUGCGCUGUCUUGUCUUGUUGCUGAGAAAGGAGGAUGCUAGUCAUCAUAUUCUUGCAUUGGUAAAAGGACUGAUGAAUGAACUGGCACAGCAAGGCCUCCUUGGCAACAGGCAGAGCAGCUUGCCUGCCACAGCCAGGCUGGACUCCUCCAUGUGCUUCCAUGUGGCUCCUUACACUGAGAACUUGCUGCAGAUGCUGGGAGGAAACUUCAGUGCAGUUCCAGACCCGUGUAACAUUCCUCUGGAUUUUUUCUGCAACCGAAGAUUUGCUUCCGAUCCUGAAAUGGAGCAAGUAGUCCUGCUGACACUGGUUGGGACGGAUGCUAUGGGCAGUGCUGGAGAACUCCUUUGCCAGAUCCUUCUUCCUGGGAGCAGUAGUCAGUAUCAGAAUGCAGAAGGACCUGAUUCAGGGUUUGAGCUUCUAGGUCUCAAGUGGUUGCCCCGUCUCACUCGGCGUCAGGCAAAAGAAGUAACCCCUUUUGAGGUUGGAGAUGCUUCUUGGCAGAGGAGCCUUGAUACACUGAUGUCUAAUCCAGUCCUUGUGUGUGCGUUACGGCGGGUCAAUGCCUUCCAAGUCCUUGAAGAUGCAUUAAAGAGAUUAACACAGUGCAGGGAGGAGCUAAGCGAAAGUGACAGUGCUCUGCAGAGAGUAAUGGCCUUGACCCCAGAGGUAGCAUUCAGACAAGCCAUCCUUUUCUUCACAGAGAAGGAUCUGGUAGCUGAUCCAGAACACCGUCCUACUGCCAAAUACCUGCCACCACCUGGCAGGACAUCCAGGGCUGGAGGAGCCCAGAUCCUCUGCACGGUGCUGCUGAUCAAACCUGGUGCCUGGAGCCAUCAUCUUGCAAGGAUCCUCCGAAAGCUUGACCUAGAAAAAUUCACUGUGGUUGGGAUGAAACACGUACAGCUGGAGCCAGACAUCGCCUUAGGACUCCUUUCUUCUGAAACAAAACAGAGACCAAAUGCUGUGAAGAAAUUGAUCGACAUUCUGGGGCCAGAGGACCCUCAAGUAGCCCAAGCACUAAAUCCAUGCUUCUGGAGGGCUCAGUAUGGCAUCAGCACUGUCCAAAAUGGAUUUUAUGGCUCCAAAUCCUACCAAAUAUCUGUGCGGGACAUGAAGCUGUUUUUCCCAGAAGGUCUGUGCUGCGCCGAGUGUCAGACACUGCAGGAGGAAGAGAUCUAUAACCUGAAAUGUGACCCCAUAGUCAGUGUGGAAAUCAGCAAGCAGCGCAAAAUCAUAAAAGGUGGAACAGGAGGGAAGCUCAGUUUGCUGGGCUCUGGGCAACCACGCGAUCUUGAUCGGCCGCUGCUCGGUAACCUCUGCCAAACCACCUGCCUCAUCCUGCCGGCGAUAAUCCUCCGGGGCUCAGACCCCCCUUAUGUUGAACUGCUCCAUCAGCUCACUGGCAAAGGUUUCACGGUGACUGGAGUACGCCUCACUGUGCUGGAUGCACCACAGGCUCACUGCAUCUCAGAGAUACUGAGCAGAGCCAAGUGCGGGGUGGCAGCAAAGUGCUCCCUCUUAAUGGAUGGUUUGUGCCUGGUGGUAGCAGCAGAGCGAGACAGCGCAGUCAUUGGCUUCGACUCCCUGCUGGACAGUGUGCGUUGGCAGAAGCAGUCGGUGCUGGACGUGGCGCAGCAUCUCCUCUAUCCUCAAAAUGAGAAACAGGCUGAAGAGCUGCUCUGUUGUCUUUUUGACUCCCUGACAUCUGACAGCACCUUCCGCAUUGAAUCCCAGAGCUGCUAGCUGCUGGUCACAGCCCCCAGGUAGCCCGUGGGCCAGUGAUAUUGCAGGGGGUGUCUGUGCAGGUGGGCACAAAGCUGCUUCCAGCCUCCAGGAGCACCAGCUCCUGUUUGUCAUUAUAAUAAAUUCUGAAGCAUCCUGUUAGAUGAAUGAGCGUGGUGAAGGAUCAGCACCCAGAAACAAAUCCUCCUGAACUGCAGCAUAAUUUCUAAUGGAGUGCAUUCAUGAUCUGCUUGUGUUCACGGAGGAUUCAUCAGACUGGGGUAAA
Lagopus leucura (white-tailed ptarmigan) is the source of this 4459-nucleotide messenger RNA. Its product is annotated as dynein axonemal assembly factor 8-like. The transcript is spliced from 28 exons. Gene Ontology annotation, molecular function: dynein complex binding. Gene Ontology annotation, cellular component: centrosome. NCBI's taxonomy places the organism in Eukaryota, Metazoa, Chordata, Aves, Galliformes, Phasianidae. The record is from RefSeq and is a predicted model, not a curated record. The coding region runs from base 169 to 4194 and encodes 1341 amino acids.